This is a messenger RNA of Hydra vulgaris (swiftwater hydra), 4012 nucleotides long. RefSeq names its product GTPase-activating protein and VPS9 domain-containing protein 1. Gene Ontology annotation, biological process: regulation of GTPase activity; vesicle-mediated transport. Gene Ontology annotation, cellular component: endocytic vesicle; cytosol. The record is from RefSeq and is a predicted model, not a curated record. Lineage: Eukaryota; Metazoa; Cnidaria; Hydrozoa; Anthoathecata; Hydridae. Gene Ontology annotation, molecular function: small GTPase binding; guanyl-nucleotide exchange factor activity.
AUUGUAAGUUGUUUUGUGUUUAAAAAAGAAAAAAAAAUUCCGUCUAGAUCACUAGCAAAAAUUAUGGAAGAAAUUGAACGAGUAAGAACGAGAUUUUUAGUAUUACAAAAAAGAUUAAAAACUGAACGCCUAUUCGUAAAAAAUGAAAAGGAGCAACUUCGAAUAUUAAAUGAAAAAGUUGGAAGUCUUAGUCAAAACUUGUUUUAUUUAGAGUGGAAAACUAGACAGCAAUGGUUAAAUGUUGAUCGAUUAGUCUGGGGAGGUAGAGCCAAUCCUUCAGAAUGUAGUGUAACUUCUAGAAUAAUUGAAACAGCAAAGUUUGAAGAUGCUUCCAAUUAUUUGAGUUACGAAGAUUAUAAGUAUGGGCAUUUUCUUCUCUGUUUGAAAGAAAACCCUCGCCUUAUUGCGUUAAUACUAAACUAUUGCGAUACGAAACGUAUACAAAACAGUACAAUGCAACUUGUAAAGUUGUUUCUGUCCUCAUUGUAUGGAAGUUGUAUUCAACAAGUUGAUGAAGUUUUAGUAUUAAAAAUCCUAAAAGAAUUAAUGAUAUUGCAAGUAUUUCCUUGUGAGGACUUAUUAGAUUUUUUCUGCGGAAAGAGAUCAACUGAUAAUGCUUUUGCUUGCGUUAUGACUAUUUUUUCAGGGUCUCUUUUUUCAUCUAAGCUAUAUUUAACAGCUGCAUUGCAUGGAUCGGUAAUGCAAGUUAUUGUUGAUGAUUCAAUAUUUCUAGAUGUUGAGGUUUCAAAAGCUUUGUGUCGAAUUGCUCCAAAAGUAGCAGUAGAAAAAUUUGGUCGCCCUGGAACUGUUGAGGCUCAUAAUAAAACUAAACAGCACAUGAAUAUGUUACACAAUCAUUUAAUCCAUCUGUGUAAAAAAUUUUUAAAAAACCUUGUAGACAAAGUUUAUUGCUUUCCUCAAAGUUUGUGUUGGGCAAUUGGGCAAUUGUACCAAGGGAUGGUUCAAAAAAUGAAACUUCCUCAGGCGAAUGCCAAAGCACUUAUUGGACACAUUAUCAUGAGUUAUUUUAUAUGUCCUGCUAUUAUAAACCCUGAACCUUAUGGUAUUAACUCUGAUGCUGAUAUAAGUGAAACUGCUAGGCAUAACCUGGGGCAAGUUGCUAGUAUUCUAAGAUCUUUAGCAUUGUUAGAAUGUGGACUAAAAGAUGAAAAGUUAACAAAUAUAUUAGAAAAUUUUGAUAAGGGAGUGAUCAGUGAAUAUAUUUCAGCUCUGAUUGAUGGAUCUGAAAAAGUUGACAUAGAACAGCUUGAUGACGCUAUGAUCAUUAAGUGCUCAUUGCUAAUGUCUGAGCAUGACCUUAAAACUAUGAUCAAGUGUUUAUUGUUGUUGGAAACAUAUAAUAUUCCCAUUCUUAAUGAAGAAGGUUAUACCGAGCUUUUAGAUAAUCUUCCUACAUUUCCACAACACUGGGCCAAUGAGUUUCCACAUCAUUCAAAAUCUGCUGUUUCAACUUCUUUGCUUAUCGAAGAAAAAGUUCAGGGUCAAAUAAAGCUUGAUAACACGCAACAACUUGAAGUAUUACGCAAUGACUUAAAUAAAAUUAUAUCAGAAGAAAUCCCCAUAUUAAUAAUACCAAUUAAAAUGGAGUCUGACGAUAUUCCAGGAAUGCUUUCAGAGGAAAUGGUGCUAGGGAAAAAAGACACUUAUACUCCAAGUUUUGAUAUAGAAACAACAGAAAAAGAUCAAAGCCGAAGAACAUCUACAUUGAUGCUGGGAGCACUUAGAGAAUCAUUAAUUGAUACCGGUAGUAAUGAAGACUUAUCUAGUGGUUCAGAAACUUCCUCCAAGUCAUAUAAUAUUAAGCCGAAAGAAAAUAUAAUUUUUUCAGAUGAAGUAGAAGCUUUUUUUGGUUCCGGCAAAAAACCAGAUAAGAGCUGUAAUGAGGUAAUAGUUGUUAAUAACUUGAUAAAUAUUGAUGACUGUGAAGAAUCGCCAAAACUUCCUGAAAAACGCCAUCAAAGAUUGUCUAAUGAUGGAAAGAACUUAAACAGCAUCUUAAUAGAUCAUCCACAAACAUUGAACGACACAUUUAUUGAUAUAAAAGAACAGCCAUUAUUGCAUAUUGAGCAUUCUGUUUUAAAAGAAGACUCAACGAGUACAAAAGGAAAUCGUAAUAGCUCUGUAUCUUUAUUUGAUGGACCUGGUGGAAUUAAUGCUAUUUUACAAGGAGCAACUGUACAAUCUUUACCUAACUCCCUAGGUGUAAGUAGUAAUGAGUUAGAAAAUUUUUGGCUGCCAAUAGUAGACAAAAAAUCUGAUCCUUGGGGAAUUCCUAAUCAAAAUACAAAUAAUGAAGAAAAUCAUUUAUUUGAGAAUUCAUUCACAAGUUUAUCAAAAUAUUCUUCUUUACCAAAUAAAGCAAACUAUUCUGUUGACAAAAAUUAUGCUAAUUACAGUGAAACUAUCCAAAGAGAAGUUAAAAAUCUUAAGCAAAACAAAGAUGAUAUUGACUUAAGUCAAUCACCUACUGAUAAUAAAUUUCUUCGCAAAAAGUCUCACGGUGGAUGGUUAAAGGACAAAAUAUCAAGUAAAAUUAAUACCGGGUUAACAGGAUUAAAACAUAUAAAAAAAUAUGAUAAUGUUUUGAAAAAAGAAGUUGAUUCACAAACCAUAAAGUUAGGCACACCUUUAGAAGCUUCAGAAGAGUCUCGAAAAAAAACCCAUUCUUUUUCUCGAAAUUCAAAGCUAGCCUCUGAAGAUGCUGGUGAAGCUAUUCUUGCAAAAUACAGAUCAAUGGCAUCCUUACCAGUGUCACAUGAUGCUGAUUCCAAUUUUAGCUCUUCCCCAAUGUCAAGUCAUAUGGAAGGAGCAAUUGAUGUAUACAGAGAAGAGCUGGCUGUUUUUGAUAAUGAGUUUAAAUUUUCAGAUGCUAAAAAAAAAUUGCGUAUGGUUUUGUGUACAACAGAUCAAAUUACACUGCCUAGUAAGGCCACAAGCUUUGAUCAGUUGUUGUUGACAAUGCUGCAGGCAAAACUAGCUGAGGCAAUCAACCUUCAAGAUAGAUUUUCUGUAGCACAAUUGCAUGAAACACUUCGCAGCAUUAAGCAACUACCCCAAGGAAGUUGUGACCAGUUAGUUACACAAUUGGAAGCUGAAUACGAGGAACGAGCAAAAUAUAUUUCAUAUUUGAUCAAAAGUAAACAAGGUUUACUAUCAACUAUAUCUUACUUAGAACAAUUAACUACUAAGUUGCAAAGGGAUAAAACGAUCUGCAGCAAGUAUUUUACAACUUUAGCUGUACGAUUGUUCUUAGAAACGCCUGUCAGAAAACAUCAAAUUGCUGCGUUUUCCCAAAAGUUUGCAUCUAAUAAAAUGCUUGAUGAAAAGUCUGCUCUUUUAAAUGAAUUACUUGAAGAAUUAAAUUCCGAUAUUCUAAAAGAUUCCACAUGGAAGUAUUGUACUGAUGAGCAGUUAUCUGAUGCAGAAAAGGCUAUUGAAAGAGCAAUUAUAAGUCGAAUUUACAAAGAUGCUUUUUAUCCUUUUAGUGCUGCUGACAUUGAAAAUGACAAAAUAUUUCAUGAGAAUAUUAAAGGCUUAGCAAACAUUGUUACUUUAUCACAUCCUACUUUGCAAAUUCCCAAGAUGUAUCAAAAAGAAGCACCUUGGCCAUCAGCUCAAACAGAACUUCUAAUGAUUAAUGCUUAUAAGACUGCUGCUGAUAAGUUAAGUUGCAUUCAUCGUUGUUGUAUAACUAUUAUGAAUUUAUUAAGUAUGGCAUCUGAUAAACAUACUCCUGGAGCUGAUGACUUUGUUCCAGUUCUCGUUUAUGUGGUUUUAAGAGCUAACCCACCUAAUCUUCUCUCAACUAAGCAAUAUGUUAAUACAUUUUAUGAAACAAGGCUUAAUGGAGAAGAGUACUACUGUUGGAUGCAGUUUUGCGCAGCUAUCGAGUUUAUAAAAACUUUACUGUCAUCAUUAUUGAAGUCAAACGCAAAUUAGAAUGUUAUUAGUUGAAUAUUUUAUAUUAUUUUGUUUAGUUUGUGUUUUGGAA